This is a messenger RNA of Mesocricetus auratus (golden hamster), 5588 nucleotides long. It is a transcript of the gene Znf454, whose product is annotated as zinc finger protein 454. NCBI's taxonomy places the organism in Eukaryota, Metazoa, Chordata, Mammalia, Rodentia, Cricetidae. Gene Ontology annotation, biological process: regulation of DNA-templated transcription. The coding region runs from base 3461 to 5335 and encodes 624 amino acids. The transcript has 7 exons. The record is from RefSeq and is a predicted model, not a curated record.
AGGAGGGAACCUCAAUUCAUGCCUCCAUAAAACUAGGCUGUAGGCAAGCUUAUAGGUAAUUAAUGCCUGUUGGGGUAUUGCUAUUGUUAGCCAUUGUGGGUGGUGCCAUUCCUGGGCUGAUGGUCCUGGGUUCUAUAAGAAAGCAGACUGGGCAAGCCAGCAACAACACUCCUCCAUGGUCUCUGCAUCACCUUCUGCCUCCAGAUUCCUGCCUUGUUUGAGUUCCUGUGCUGACCUCUUCAAUAAUGAACAGUGAUCUGGAGGUGUACGCCAAAUAAACGCUUUCCUCUUGUUUGGUCAGGGUUUCAUCAUGGCAGUAGAAAUCCUAACUAAGAAACUAUUAGACAUAGGAAUUCAGCUAAUUAACAAAACCUUUGCAACUCAAAACAUACUCAGAAACACCACAGGAAUGGCGUAUAGAUCAUGAUAGUAGUAGAUUUAUUAAACAUGUUGACUGCAGACUUCUGGGUGGCAGAGAAACAGUCAGUCCAGGAAGAGACAAGAAUGAAACUCCAUUCAUACCUACUUUGAAACCAAUGCUGAGCCAAAACCUCCAGAGUCUGACACCAGUUCAUUUAUUUUAGCCAUAUCGAAGCACAGCAUGAUUUUUGGAAAAAAGGGUUUUCUGAUAACAACUCAGUCCUGUGAGUACAACAAAGUUCAAGACAUGUUUACAUAGGAAGUUCUUAACAAAGUACAUAUUUCUUCCUUAAAGAUGGGUCCUGUUGACUUAGAAACAAUGCUCAAGAUAAGGGUCUGUGGAGAAUGACUAAGGUAAACAGAGCCUGUGGGAGUCAUGACUUGACCUGGCCCUAAGAUAACACAGACGCCACUUAGAUUGUUGUAAAGUACAAAUGAUGCCAUUCAUGUGUUUUAUGGCCUAGAAACAAUGCUCAAGUUUUAGGGGCAGGGGAAGUCUGGGAUAAACAAACAUCAUAUUCUGGAAUAUGUGUAGAGCCUGGCUCAACAGAUUACUACAUCCCUCCCUCCCCUGCAUUCCAGGAGAAUGGUCAAAUAUCUUCUCCCUUUGGAGAGAUGAGUUGUGUGUUUAACUUUUCCUGGCUUCAGUGCUUAUCUGUAUGCACAAGGACCUUUUGCCCCGUAGAAGAUAGAAUCAGAAAACCAAAAUUAAUGUUAACAUUUCCGUUAAUUCUCCAGAGGCUAAGAAUGUGGCAGGAUGAUGAGAGAAUAAAGAAUCAAAACCAUAAUGAGACAAAACCAGAGACACUGGUAAGGUAUCCACUCCCUAAUGCCUUUCACUAGCCCCGGCAGAAAUAAAUCAGAUAAAUGGAAGUUUCACCACUUUUGUUGGAAGUUGUGUCUCUUCCAAGCCAGCCUCAGCAGGCAGUCUUUGCACCUUUCUUCGUCAGCAGGAGGGACAUUCCUGGUUCCACCUACUUCACUUGCUGGGGCCUUGCUCAAGGCAUUUCAUACAUUAGUGCCUGCUUCCUCAUUUGUUAGUGGUGCAAACCUAAGUGCGUUGAGUUGUGAGAUAAUAAAGUGCUUAGGAAAGUGCCUAACACAAUUAGUGCUAAGGGUCAUCCAGAACCCACAGUCAUCUAGGAGAACCACUAGGCUCUCACACAAAUGUCUUAGAGGAAGGUGAAAGGGAAAGUAUUGGCUCAGGACCCCCAAGACCAAGUUCUCAGCACUUGGGACAGGGCAGGGAAUAAGAGACAAAGGCAGGAGAUAGAGGAUGAGGAGGAAGGGGAAGGAGACAAGGGAAAAGGGACAGGAGUGUUUGUCCUGGAGGGACAAAGGAGUGAGUUCAUCUAGAUAAAGAGGAGACACACGUGGUCCAUAGGCAAAUAGUAGUUUAUAAAGGUAAAAUGGGAACCCCUGUGUUAGAACAAGGUGUUUAAUCUUAAUUGGGUUUAUUAAUUAAGUGAGCCAAAGGGGACUUCUGAUUGCUGAGGCCAAAUAAGGGAAUAGACCUUGGUGGCUAGCUUUAGGAAUGCAAUCUAACAGUUUUUAACGAGGCAGUGGGAAUUGGGGAGAAGGGCAAGGCCUGCCAGAGCCAUGCUCACCAUGCUCAAGCUGGCCAGAGUCCCUUCAGAAGGUAUGUAAUGGAGGGAGAAGAUGCCACACACUGCAUAUUGCAGAAGCCUCCAGAUCUAGUGUUCUUUCUCCCCCUCAACCACACCAUGGGCUGGGCUUUUCAUUUGGUUAUUUUGCUGUUAUUCUGGGUGAGUUUUGAGUAUCUUUUCAAUGCAAGAAAUCAAGCUAGCAGAUGCUAUGUCCCUGUGCUACCACCAUCCCUAGCCGUCACCCUGAACCUGUCCUCAGAACUGACCAGACUAUGCAGAUGCUCGUCUGUCCACUUCAGACUUACAGCUCUUUCCUAUCACACACAAAAUGAAUCCUAUGUUCCUACCACGGCUAGACUAUGAAGACCUGAGAGUCGCACACACUCAUCUUGAGCUGUUUCCUUUCCACUGGCAACGAUGCUCAUCUUGCUAAGCAUUAAAUACACCAAGCCAGCUGCUUUGUAGGCAGCUCUUCCCAGGAAAGUAAAAUCUCCCAAAUAUCCCCACCCCUGUUCUGUCUGUAACUCAUUUACACAGCUUUACUGUCUUGUCACUCCCUGAUGAGCAUUUUCUGUUUGAUGGACCUCCAUCUCUAGUCAAACCAACCCUCCAAUGGCUCACUGUUUCUCCAGCUUCUGAACAGUGCCUGGCACCUGUGUGCUCCCUAAGUGAGAGAACGACACUUUUUAAGUACCGGAUAGUCACUGACAUUGCAUCCUAAAGGUUGGCCAGCAGUCUCUUAAGUGCCAAUUCCCAAGUCAGAUUUUAAAUUUAAUUGUUUUACUAGUUUGCUAACUAGAAAGCUGCUCCAUGAAUCUACGAAUUCAAAAGCAACUAGAUGACUCUGGUAUAUCACCCCAUCCUGCCGGCUCCACCCGGCGGUCCCAGAGAAGAUCUGCAGGGUCUUCGCUCCUGUCCCUUCCACCUCUCAUCCCCAAGUAUCUGGAUGACAGCCAGGCAGCCCCACUACCGCCACCUGUGCAGCACUGAGUGGCGACCGUGAGCCCCCUGCCUGGCCGCUGCACAAACGGACGCGCCCGUCGAGAGCGCAAUCCUGACAGUCUUUCCAGCAUGUUCCCUGCUGCUCGGCCCACCAACGCAGUUCCUGGAAGCUUGAGUCGCAGGUCUCCGGAUCGAGUUCCCCAGAGAUAACAACAUCCUGGACCUUACUUGAAUCUCUGCUUCCCUCUGGGUGGACCCGCAAGUCAGUGUCCCCGCGGAGGCUACUGGGAAUUGUAGUUCAACCCACAAAACCACUCCGCGCAGGCGUACAUCAUCACUUUUGCCUUCCACUCUCCCCCUGGGAAAAGGAGUCCCGAAGCCCUAGAGUUGCAGCUCCGUGAUUUGUGGGAAUUACGGACCGCUCCCAAAGGAAUGCGCAGGCGCGAUUCGGCUUCAGGCUGCAGGCUCCAGCUCAUUGUGUCCUGACUGUUAUGUGGCUGCGAUGGAGGCGCCUCGAAGGGCAGCCCCAUGGUGACCAGCAGUGUCCAGAGCCAAGCGGGAAGGCGACGGUCAGGCGAGCAGAUGCCUCUGGCCUGAAGAAUCCCACAGUUGCGAAGCUUCAUGCCUGCCUCCUCAGUGCUUCGUGGUCCUCAGAGAGCUCACUGGAGAAGGGAAUGGCUGUCAGCUACCUCCCAGCCCUGGUCCAGGACUUGGUGACCUUCAAGGAUGUGGCUGUGCUCUUCACCCAGGAGGAGUGGGGACGCCUGAGCUCUGCCCAGAGGGCCUUGUAUAGGGAUGUGAUGCUAGAGAACUACAGCAACCUGGCCUCCCUGGGACUCUCGGGAUCCAAACCAGACGUGUUUUUUUCACCCAGAGAAAGCAGACAAGUGCACGCCAGAGCAUGCUUCAGAGGGCGUUGUUCUUGGUUUUCGUUAACUUCUUGGAAAUGUUAUUGUCUGAGGGAUACAGUCCUGUCCAUCUUUUGUUAUGCCAUAUUUACUUCACAGUGUUGUUACUUUCUGCAGCUUAUUGGAGGGAUUACAAUGACCAUGAGUAAGAAAUGUGUCAGGGCAGAUAUCUCUAAAAAAGAAUCAGAUCAAUGGAUAAUGGAGGAGAGAGUCACCAGAAGGACUUACUGGGAAUGUGCUAACCUGUUAGACUGGCAGCACCAGGAAGGUCAGGAGGUCAGGUUACAGCAAGUGGACCUCACCCAACAGGACACACCAUCAAAGCUUAGUGAGCAGGAAGCGGAGGUGUCUGAGAAGGGCUGCACAGUGAGCGCAUUACCAAUUCAAAGUCAGAGAUCUCAAGCAAGCAAAACGGCAUUUGAAUGCAGUGAGUGUGGAAAAGCCUUCUCUAAGAGUGUCACCUUUAAGAAACAUCAGAAAAUUCAUACUGAAAAACUCAACCCAAGUCAGGAAACGCCUAUUAAAGAAAAGCGCUAUGAGUGUAGAGAAUGCGGGAAAGCCUUUCACCAGAGUACACACCUUAUCCAUCACCAAAGGAUUCACACUGGUGAGAAACCAUAUGGAUGUAAGGACUGUGGCAAGACCUUCUCGGUGAGCUCUUCACUUGCCUACCACCAGAAAAUCCAUACUGGAGAAAAGCCUUUUGAAUGCAGCGUUUGUGGCAAAGCCUUCAUCCGGAGCAUACAUCUCUCCCACCAUCAGAGAACACACACCGGAGAGAAGCCUUUCCAGUGUAGCGUCUGUGGCAAAGCUUUUGUUUGCAGAGCACACCUUACCAAACACCAGAACAUUCACAGUGGUGAGAAACCCUAUAAAUGUAAUGAGUGUGGGAAAGCCUUCAAUCAGAGUACAAGUUUUCUUCAGCACCAGCGAAUACACACCGGAGAGAAACCCUUUGAAUGCAAUGAGUGUGGGAAGGCCUUCAGGGUGAACUCCUCCCUUACUGAACACCAGAGGAUCCACACUGGGGAGAAGCCAUAUAAGUGUGGCGAAUGUGGCAGAGCCUUCAGGGACAAUUCGUCCUUUGCGCGACAUCGGAAAAUUCACACUGGAGAGAAACCUUACAGAUGUGGCUUGUGUGAGAAAGCUUUCAGGGACCAGUCGGCCCUGGCUCAGCAUCAGAGAAUUCACACUGGGGAAAAGCCUUACACGUGUAACAUCUGUGAGAAAGCCUUCAGUGACCACUCAGCCCUUACCCAACAUAAGAGGAUUCACACAAGAGAAAAACCGUACAAAUGUAAAACCUGUGGGAAAGCUUUUAUACGAAGCACGCACCUCACUCAGCAUCAGAGGAUUCACACGGGAGAGAAACCUUAUAAAUGUAGCAAAUGUGGGAAAGCCUUUAACCAGACUGCAAACCUCAUUCAGCAUCAGAGGCAUCAUACUGGAGAAAAAUGAGAGGAAUGCAGGGUGCUGUGGGGGGUGGGGAUGACAUUAACUACUGAAUACAGGAGACCACGUGAAGAAUCACAAUGAAAUCUUUUGUUACUGUGGUUGUAUUUACUAGAAGCCAAGUGUCACGAUGACAUGGGUUCUGAGAGCUUUAAGGAUGGUAUUUCUCUUUAGUACUGCCUCAUUUGGAUAGUAGUAUUUUUUCUUAUUGGCCUGAAUUACCAAAUAUUAGAACCAAAAUAAAACUUCAUUAAAGGUA